GACGAUGGAGCCGAUACUGGCGCAGCUCAGCGAAGACGCGCAGGACUUUUGGGCGCCGCGGAAGAUUGCGCGCAUUUCGCCGCCGACGCCGCUGGCCUUCUACCGCGAUUACGUCAGCAAGAACAUUCCGGUCAUCAUCGUCGGCGGCCUCGCGCACUGGCCCGCGCUGCGCAAGUGGUCGGACGCCUUCUUCGACGAGACCAUUGGUGACAAGACGGUGACCGUCGACGUCACGCCCUCGGGCUACGGCGACGCGGUGCUCCAGCUGGCGGACGGUACCAACGUCUUCGUGCAGCCCGAAGAACGCGACGUGACGUUUCGCGAGUUCCUCCGCAUGUACCACGACCCAGCGUUUGACGGCAUUCCGUACCUCUCGCACCAGAACGACAGUCUCCGCGAUCAGUUUCCCGAGCUCGUCGACGACGUGGACGACGCCAUCGACUUUGCGGCCGAGGCUUUUGGCAACGCCCCCGAAGCCGUCAACCUCUGGAUCGGCGACGAGCGCGCCGUCUCGACCAUGCACAAGGACCACUACGAGAACAUGUAUUGCGUUGUGCGGGGUCGAAAGCACUUUACCCUCCUCCCGCCACCGGCGGUAGCCUUCCUCCAUGAAACCGAGUACCCGACGACGCGCUACGUGCACGUGAGCAAGACCGCCGGCAUCGACCCGUCGGCGCUGCGACCGUCCGCACACCCCAUGUGGCGCAUUCACGUACCGGACUCGGCGGCGUCCGACAUGACACCGUGGAUUCCCGUCGACCCAGUGGCGAUUGACGCGACGGCCUUUCCCAACGCCAAGCACCUGGAGCCAGUGGAAGUGGUGCUCGAGGCGGGCGAAAUGCUCUACUUGCCGUCGCUCUGGUACCACCGCGCGACGCAGCUCUGCAACACCGUCUCGGUCAACUACUGGCACGACAUGGAGUUUGAUGCCAAGUACGUCUACUUUAACUUUGUCCACGGCGUCGCCAAGACGCUGCAAGCUCAACACACGCCACUCGAAUGAACGCAAAGGCGUCUUUUCUAUUACAAAAGUGAU
Messenger RNA from Saprolegnia parasitica CBS 223.65, 1036 nucleotides. RefSeq lists its product as hypothetical. Gene Ontology annotation, molecular function: 2-oxoglutarate-dependent dioxygenase activity. The record is from RefSeq and is a predicted model, not a curated record. Lineage: Eukaryota; Oomycota; Saprolegniomycetes; Saprolegniales; Saprolegniaceae. The coding region runs from base 5 to 1003 and encodes 332 amino acids. The transcript has 7 exons.